Cyprinus carpio (common carp) is the source of this 2593-nucleotide messenger RNA. RefSeq names its product microtubule-actin cross-linking factor 1, isoforms 6/7-like. Gene Ontology annotation, molecular function: microtubule binding; structural molecule activity. Lineage: Eukaryota; Metazoa; Chordata; Actinopteri; Cypriniformes; Cyprinidae. The record is from RefSeq and is a predicted model, not a curated record. Gene Ontology annotation, biological process: intermediate filament cytoskeleton organization; hemidesmosome assembly; cytoplasmic microtubule organization. Gene Ontology annotation, cellular component: cytoplasm; focal adhesion; membrane.
GGAGACGCAGCAUCACACAACUCCCAUGAAUCUCAGCUAGUCCUUCACUCUAUUGGUUUCUCUACUGUUUGUUUGGCAAUUUCGGAACUGAAAGUGACUUGAAAGUCAUCAGAGAUGUCUUACAGUAAUUAGUCGUCUUUGUAGCUGUGGCGGGGGCUUUGAAUGGUGAUGAGGGCUUUGUGUGAGGGAUGGUUGGCUCCUUUUGUAGCCCACCUCGGUCUGCCCCGGAGAGGGAGGGAUAAACGAGAGCGAGGGGCUGGAGGCAGCUGUCACUUAACAUGUGAAUGUUCGGGAGCAGCCUGGGAGUCUUUAGAAAGCUUUUUAUCCUCCUCGUUUUCAUUUGAAGCAGAGUUUGUGAGCCAAAAGAGGAGCUGGGGGAGGGGCUAACACUGGGAGGAAAAGAGGGAGGUGAAGGGACUGCUCCUCUGUCUAAAUGCCUGGCACAAGAGUUCACACAACAGGCUGCCGACUUACGGACCUGCCUUAACUCUAUCAAAACCACCGGAUGGGGAACACCUGCUUUCCUGGAGCUUGGAAAACACAGCAUACAGGACUUUUCUAGCAGCUGAAUGUCCCGUCGGUUGCCUCAACAAGGAAUUCCUCUAUGGGACUGUGCACAACAAAGGCAAGAGAGAGAGAAUACCGCUGACGGGAGGGGGCAGCCGGAGGGAGAGAGGGACAUUGUUUGCUUGUGGCUGUGGGUGACGGAAAAGCAUGGGUUCAUCUUGCAUAAAGUGUGUGUGUGUGUGUGUGUGUGUGAGAGUGUGUGUGUGUUUAAACCGGGAUUUGUGAGCAAGUGAGGUCCUGUUUGAGCAAGUGAAUGUGAAGGUUUCGCAUGUUUAUACGUCUGGAAAGGAAGGCCACUCAAAGGAUGCUGAGAGAGGACAGGUUUUUUGUUCUCCUGUUUGAAUGAUGACGGAGGAACUUGUGGAAUUGUUCGUUUGGCCGUUUGUCCUCCUCUAUGCACGGGGGUAAGUAAGUAUGCACCCCAACCGACACAACCGCCACCUCUUUCUGGACUCAUUCAAACUUUCUCACUGAAACCAGCAGCUGUUUUGGAUGCAGCCAGACAGUGAUGCUAUCAGAACCACUUACAUUUCACUGAAGGCGAUUGUGGCACAAAUUUGGUACGGGCAGAAACACCUUACGAGGAUUUGGAUGUAAUUUGUUAAUUUCACUGUACUGUAGUUUAGGCGAUGCCUGUAUGUAUGGCACAGGGACCCAAUUAUCCCGUGGAUUGAAGAAUUAUGGGUAACCUCAUUAGCAGACCUAGCUGUUUGGGACAAAAGUCCAAACAAGUUAAGUCAGAGGAGAGCGUCUUGAAAGAGUGCUACCAGCAAAGGAGAGAAUGGCCGCUCCCAGAGCCUCCUAAAGAAGAAACAAGGAAAGAGGAUGUGGAAGAGGUUCUUCGACAAACUCCAACACCAGACAAGCAGAGGAGUUCCCCAGCCCCUACUGUCACCACUACCAGCACUCUGGACAAUGCCUGGCGAAGCACUCCGUCCCCGGUAAAAACACCAAGAAAUGAUUCUUUGCCCAGAAGGUGUAAUAUUCCAGAGCAUAGAAGGUCCCCCCUGAGUCAGUAUGGAUCCGUGGACAGGAGAGCCAGCCUGCAGAGAAGGGAUUCUGGAAGUCCCUGGUCUUGGAAGCCUCUAAACACUCGAGAGGUCACUGAAGUUACAGAGGUGACAGAGACAAUUGUUACAGAGAUUGUAGAGGUGACAGAGUAUCCUUCUGCGGGGAAAGGAGGUGACCCUAUUGUUACUAGAACUGUUAGAGUCCUUACUGGAGCUGCUGAGGAACUUGCAGAGCUGCAGAGUGAUGGUCAAUCAAGUUCAGACCAGGAAUCAAGUCUAGAUCAAUGGAAGGAUGGCAGAAGUGUUUUGGCUCUGAAAGAUGAGUUCAGGGAUCCGCUGAAAUUCCAGCAAAAUCUGGAGACGCUGCUGACGUGGGUCUGCGAGAUUGAGGAGCUGACAGCCAAUCAAAAACCACCAUCCUCAGAGUUUAAAGUUGUGAAAGCGCAGCUGCAAGAACAGAAGCUCUUACAGCGCCUCCUAGAGGACAGGAGACCCAGUAUGGAGACCAUGAUGCAGGAGGGUCCACACCUGGCAGAGGGGCUUCAGGGAAAUGACAGUGAAAAGACCAAAGUGCAGCUUGCACAGCUCAAGCUCAAGUGGGAGGCUCUACUUCAGGGCGCCAACAGCAGACACAGGACUCUGGAGGACAUUCUGCCAAGAGCUCAGCUAUUCCAGGAGAGGACAGACAGACUUCAGCAAUGGCUUAUUUCUGUGGAUCAGGACUUAGCUGAGCUCGCUCCGCAGAGAGAGGGAUGCUCCAUCUGCAGGAAGCCACAGGACAGGCCAAGGCGGUCAUGGAAGAGAUAAAAGCUAAGAGUGUUGACCUGGGGAAACUCCAACAAUGUGCUCAUGAGCUCAUGGAAAAGAUUUCAGAGGAGGAAACCCAGCUGGUGCAGGAGCAGGUAGACAGUCUGCGUAUCCGGUACUCAGUGAUGAGUCUGGGUAGUGCUGAUGUCCUGCAGAGGCUGGAACAGGCUUUGGAGGCAUCUAGUCGAUGUACCUCCAGUCAGGAAGAC